Neopsephotus bourkii (Bourke's parrot) is the source of this 2431-nucleotide messenger RNA. RefSeq names its product G protein signaling modulator 1 (gene GPSM1). Bases 357 to 2294 code for a protein of 645 amino acids. The record is from RefSeq and is a predicted model, not a curated record. NCBI's taxonomy places the organism in Eukaryota, Metazoa, Chordata, Aves, Psittaciformes, Psittacidae. Gene Ontology annotation, molecular function: protein binding; GTPase regulator activity. The transcript is spliced from 15 exons.
CCCCGGGUGGAGGAGGAGGAGGAGGAAGGGCCGCUGCCGGCCGCGGGGCUGACAUCAGCCGGAGGAGGGGCCUGCCCGCGAGUUUCUUUGCUCGGUGCAUCACUUCCCGCCGCUGCCAUACUCCGCUGCCCGGUGCCGGGCUGCAGCCGCGCCUGCCUCCGCUGCGGCGGGCGGCUCGGCGGGGCUGGUGCCCAUGGCGAGCCCUCCCGGCGGGGACAGCCCGGGCUCCGCCGCCCGCCGGCUCUACUCGAGGCUAGUUUACCUACUGCUUGUGUCUUUGACUUCCUGGCAGAUUUUCCCUGUCUCGGUGUUCUGAUGUUCCAAAUAGUCACAGCUUUGCUCUUCUUGUCUCCAGAAUGGAGGCAUCCUGCCUGGAGCUGGCCCUGGAAGGAGAGCGCCUGUGCAAGGCUGGGGACUUCAAGGCUGGGGCAGCCUUCUUCGAAGCGGCAGUGCAGGUGGGGACAGAGGACCUGAAGACUCUCAGUGCCAUCUACAGCCAGCUGGGCAAUGCCUACUUCUACCUAAAGGAGUACUCCAAAGCCCUGGAAUACCAUAAACAUGACCUUACCCUGGCCAGAACCAUUGGGGACCGCAUUGGAGAAGCCAAAGCAAGUGGCAACCUUGGGAACACACUGAAAAUACUGGGGCAGUUUGAUGAAGCUGUUGUUUGUUGCCAGAGACACUUGGACAUUUCUCAGGAGCAGGGAGACAAGGUAGGUGAAGCCAGAGCACUCUAUAAUAUAGGAAAUGUUUACCAUGCAAAGGGAAAGCACUUAUCUUGGAACAUGGCCCAAGACCCAGGCUACCUGCCUCAAGAAGUCAAGGAGACUCUACAGAAGGCUUCAGAAUAUUAUGAGAGGAACCUGUCCCUGGUGAAGGAGCUGGGGGACAGAGCUGCCCAGGGCCGUGCUUAUGGCAACCUUGGCAACACCCAGUACUUACUUGGCAACUUCAGUGAAGCUAUAGCCUUCCACAAGGAGCGCCUCGCUAUUGCCAAGGAGUUUGGGGACAAGGCAGCCGAGCGGAGAGCGUACAGCAACCUGGGCAACGCACACAUCUUCCUUGGGAGGUUCGACAUCUCUGCUGAGUACUACAAGAAAACACUCCAGCUCUCCAGACAACUCAAAGACCAAGCAGUAGAAGCCCAGGCAUGCUACAGUCUUGGAAACACAUACACGCUGCUUCAAGACUAUGAAAGAGCCGUCGAGUACCAUCUAAAACACCUGGUGAUAGCACAGGAGCUGGGAGACAGGGUGGGAGAAGGAAGAGCCUGCUGGAGUCUCGGCAAUGCCUAUGUCUCCCUGGGGAGCCAUGAACAGGCGCUGCACUUUGCAAGGAAACAUCUUGAAAUCUCCCAGGAGAUCGGGGACCGGAGCGGUGAGCUGACAGCGCAGGGGAACAUGGCCCAGCUCAGGACAGCCCUCGGCCUGGGCCCUGGGGAGGAAGACACGGGGACAGCUCAUCUCUAUUCUGGCUAUGAAGCACAAGGAGCCAGGCCAAAGAGACUCCAAAGGAACAGCAUGGACAGCUUAGACCUCCUGAAGUUCCCUUCUGAAAAGGACCAGAAUGGGGACAGCCAUCAUGUGGGAGACCUGAAGAUCUCAGGGAAAGAGUUCUUGUUGUUGCCUGCGAGGUCAAAGAAAUACCGGGAGCACCACUGCAGCUCGGAGAGGAAGCCCCCGGGCUCAAGUCCAUCACCACUGGAUGCCAGCGAAGUCCGAGUCCAGGUCUCUCAGUCGAAGAUCAACCGGAGCCCUUCGGAGGAGGAAUGCUUCUUUGACCUGUUGAGCAAGUUCCAGAGCAACCGGAUGGACGACCAGCGCUGCCCGCUGGAGGAAUGCCCAUCGGAGGCUGCAGAGGCCGCGGCCACACCGGUCCCUGCCCUGGGAGAGCGGAUCUCGCAGUCCUCCCUGAUGGCAUCUCCGCAGACGGAGGAGUUCUUUGACCUCAUCGCCAGCUCCCAGAGCCGGCGCCUGGACGACCAACGCGCCAACGUGGGCAACCUGCCGGGCCUGCGGAUAACGCAGAACAACCUGGGGCACCUGCGCGUGGAGGGGGACGCCCAGGAGCCCGGGGACGAGUUCUUCAACAUGCUCAUCAAGUGCCAGUCGGCCAGGAUCGAUGACCAGCGCUGCGCCCCCCCGGACUCCAUCCCCCGCGGACCCACCAUGCCCGAUGAAGACUUCUUCAGCCUGAUCCAGCGCGUGCAGGCCAAGCGCAUGGAUGAGCAGCGCGUGGAUCUGGCCUUGGCACAGGAGGCAGCGGAGGAGCGGCAGCGCUCUGGUUCCAGCUAAGAGCUGGGCCUGGGCUUGGGGGGGCUGCUUUGGUUUCGUUUUGUUUCUCCUAAAGAAGCGUGGGUGGUUUCAAACCCAGGCUCCUGCACGGCCCCAGACUGUCCCGCAGCUGCAGCUCCAGCUCCAGCACUGCCCCG